AUGCUCGCCCUUGACUCUGUCGGCGCCGACCUUAUCCUCGGUCCGCAGAUCCAGGCCCCCGACCGCCUCCUCACCGCGCUACACGCGGAUGUUACGCGGUUCACUCUGCGGAAGUCUAGAUUCCAGCUCCCCGCUCCUAGUAGACCUCUCUCGAAUCCGAGAGAAUCGCAAGCUGAUACCGAUGCCCUUGUGCGCAAUGCUCUGCGAUCAAAGGAUGAGAAAGAGAAGCAGGGACCAGCAUUGAGAUCCGUAGCGGAAGUCUACCGUUCCCUUAAGGUGAAAGAGACGAGCAGUUCUGGACGCAAGGCCGAGGUUGUUAGCCAGAGAGUCCCGACGCAGCUCGAGUAG
Molecule: messenger RNA, 348 nt
Organism: Drepanopeziza brunnea f. sp. 'multigermtubi' MB_m1
Lineage: Eukaryota; Fungi; Ascomycota; Leotiomycetes; Helotiales; Drepanopezizaceae
Source: RefSeq, a predicted model, not a curated record